UUAUGGAAACGGAAUUUCAGAUAUUAAUAACAGUUAGUGAUAAUCAACGCCUUUUACUUAACAAAUAUAAGUUGUGUACAAAUAAGUACAACUAAUACAUAAAUUAGCCAAGGAUCAAGUUUAUGUCGCAGAAGUUCUCAUGACUAAAUUCCGUAAAUUCCGUAUUUACAAAAAUUUACAUAAUAACAACAUAAUUAAAUUUUUAAUUCUGUUACACUAAGUUUCAUUUUGGUUUAUUUUAAAGUUUUUUUGGUGGCUGCCUUUCUUUUUUCCAAAUUUUCUUUAACGUUCGUAACAAAUAUUUUAUUUAUAAUGACUGAAAAAUCUGGAUAUACUGCUAUUCCGCUUGAGGAGCCUCAAGUCCCUAGUGAACGAGAUUUACCUCCUUAUAGUGAGAAACCCCAUUACACACCUGCUUUUAAUACACAUGAAUGUUGUUAUCAACACCAUCAGCAAAGAAGGAAGGCUUGGAGGAAAGCUUUAAUUGCUGUAUUAAUUUUAUUCUUGGGAGGAAGGUUUUUGUUUGCUGGGCUUUCUUACUUUAUGAUGAAUAAUAAUUUCGAUGAUCAAUACAUUUUGAUACAAUUUCCUGGCUUGGGACCUCAUCAUGAACCAGAAAUUGGAUCACCUGAAGUGCCAUAUAAUGCUCCACCAGUUCCUAGUCCCCCAGAAUCUCCUGUUUGUGAACCUACAAUAAAAUGGAAUGGCCCGAGUGAAUUGUUAUUGGAUCCUCGUGAUGUUACUGGUUUGGUCUUUAGUGUUAAAGGAAUUUCAGUGCAUGGAAGCGUUAUCAUCCGUCAAGAUACUCAUUCUAAAGAUCAAGCUUUUAUCAAUAUUACAAAUAUAAUUAAACUUUCUGAGGAUUCUCUCCAAAAAGAAGUUGAUAUUAAAAUUGAUAUUAUCGAUGAUGACUAUACUAUUGUUGUUGAGGCACCAUCAUUUAACGGUCCUCGUCCCACACAAAAAUGUGUUAAAGUUGAUACUAUCAUAACCAUUCCAAAUAAUACACAUUUCUUUAGAUCUCUUUUAGUAGAUGUACCAAACAGCUGGAUUUUGGCUGAAAAUUUAGGUGGAGUUGAUUUCGCUUACGUUAAUUUUAAGACCAAAAAUGGACACAUUCGCGCUAAAGAUAUCAGUGCUAGUAUUACCGAAAUAACUACUGUUAAUGGACAUAUUCAAGGUGGAUAUGUUGUUUCCGAAAGUUUGGACGUUCGUACUGUAAAUGGUGCCAUUGAAAUCAAUGCCCUUGUCAACCCUUGGGCUGAUAAUGUAUCGGUUACUGCCAAAUCUAUUAAUGGCCAUUUGGACAUUUCAGUCAAUGAAUUGAAAGAAAAACAAAUUCUCAAUCUCAAAGCUGGAUCUGUUAAUGGUGGUGUCGUUGCAACUGUGCCUGAUACAUACCAUGGAGAUUUCUCCGUUUCCACAUUGAUUGGAUAUUCCUACAUUGAAGGUCAAGACAUUACUUAUAUAAAGAAAACACGAAAUGUCAAAGUUGGUUAUAAAAAUAAGAAAGAUGACGAUGACGACGAUGAUGAUUUAUAUAAAAAGAAAAUGAGAAAGAUGCACAAGAGAACGAUGAAGAAAACCAAAAAAUGUCGUCAUGGUCAUAAAGGCCGUAAAGGACAUGGUGAUGAUGAAAAGUCCUCACAAAUUAAUAUUGAAGCAGUAACUGGAGCCGUUGAAUUGUACUUUUUAGAGUCUUAAGGAUGUAAUGAAUUGUUUUAUGCAGGAAUUUUCUUCUUUCAUAAAAGAAUAUUGUAACAUAUUUUUGAUAUAUUUUUUUGAUGUUUAGUUUUAUAUAUUUUUUCUUUCAGUGUAAUACUUUUUUUUUAUUACAAUUAUUAUUUAUUCACGUAAAUUUUUGGUUGAUUUUUAUGCAAAAAAAAAAUAAGG
Molecule: messenger RNA, 1893 nt
Organism: Rhizophagus irregularis DAOM 181602=DAOM 197198
Lineage: Eukaryota; Fungi; Glomeromycota; Glomeromycetes; Glomerales; Glomeraceae
Source: RefSeq, a predicted model, not a curated record